This is a messenger RNA of Meira miltonrushii, 1764 nucleotides long. Its product is annotated as putative KRE2-alpha-1,2-mannosyltransferase. The coding region runs from base 304 to 1674 and encodes 456 amino acids. Gene Ontology annotation, molecular function: alpha-1,2-mannosyltransferase activity. Gene Ontology annotation, biological process: cell wall mannoprotein biosynthetic process; protein N-linked glycosylation. Gene Ontology annotation, cellular component: Golgi apparatus; membrane. The record is from RefSeq and is a predicted model, not a curated record. NCBI's taxonomy places the organism in Eukaryota, Fungi, Basidiomycota, Exobasidiomycetes, Exobasidiales, Brachybasidiaceae. The transcript has a single exon.
AUAUGAUCCAUCUUGACCAUCUUUUGAGAUGAUCUAGUGAUAAGCAUGAUCAUUGUUCCUAGCACAUUCCUGCUCGAAUGAGCCCUUACAUUGGUUAUAAUGCAACUCAUGCUUCUUUUUUACGCGAAAGAAUCAAUGACAAACCGUAACGCGUGUUCAGUGAGAAGGAUGUGACAAGCUGACACUGAUCAAGUGCACUUCACUCACCCGUUCUGUGGCAAGCAAAUUUUAAAGUUCAACAUUCAAUUUCACUCAGAUUAACACCAUCACUUUCCUGUUCUCCGUCAAAAAGGGUCAACAAAGAUGACAUUCUUGGAUCUAAUCGGAAGAAGGCCUCAAAGGCUGAUCAUGCUGGUGGUGAUCUUCUUGUUAUUCUUGUCAUUAUCAACUUAUUUCACCCUCACGCCAAACAGUUAUGAAUCCGUACGACAAAGCUGGAAGAGCAUUCCAAGACCUUGGCAGAAUGGCUACAAAGGUGGACUUUCAGAUGGAACAGCAUUGCCAUACAGUCAGGACUUGGCAGACAUGUACACACACAACCCCGGCAAACCAACAUCAGCAGAAGAUCUGAUGAAAUGGGCAACAAAAGGUAGUGAUGGAAAUUAUUAUCCGCCAACCUAUAUUCCACAACAGAACAAUCAAGCCCCACGUGCAAAGGCUGGUUUCGUCGUCUUGGUUCGUAAUGGAGAAUUGGAGGGGAUGAGAUCGGCAAUGUACGAUGUUGAAUCGAAGUUUAACAGAAAGUACGGAUAUCCAUGGAUCUUUUUGAAUAACGAACCAUUCUCGGAAGAAUUCAAAGAGGGUGUCAGACAGAUGACCCGAUCCGAAAUUCGAUUCGGUCAACUUCCAAAAGAACAUUGGAGUUAUCCAGAUUAUAUCGAUCAAAAGAAGGCAGCCGACGUUCGUGAAGAAAUGCGCAAGAAUAAUGUCAUUUAUGGAGACAGUGAAUCGUACAGACAUAUGUGUCGUUUCCAAUCAGGAUUCUUCUUCCGUCAACCCGAGACUUUGGAUUUGGACUAUUACUGGCGUGUUGAACCUGGAACGAAAUUGUACUGCGAUAUCGAUUACGAUCCAUUCUUGUUCAUGCAGAUGAACAACAAGACAUACGGCUUCACAAUGGCUUUGCAUGAGUUCCCCGCAACCGUUGCUACACUUUAUCAAACAACGAGAGAGUUUGUUGAAAAGCACCCUGAAUACGUCUCAAAGAAUGCAGGCAUGCACUUCUUGACCGAUGAGCCAGACAGAUUUAUGGACCCCGGAUGGAACAUGUGCCAUUUCUGGAGUAACUUUGAGAUCGGAGAUUUACGAUUCUGGAGAAGCAAGGUGUACACAGAAUACUUUGAUUAUCUAGACAAAUCAGGAGGUUUCUUCUAUGAGAGAUGGGGAGAUGCACCCGUUCACAGUUUAGCAGCAAUUUUGUUCCAAGAUAAGAGCAAGCUUCAUCACUUUGACGAUAUUGGUUACUACCACGUUCCAUGGAACCAUUGUCCUACAAACCCGGCUUAUCACAAGAACGGAAGGUGCAACUGUGAUCCCAAAAAGUCGUUUGACCGAGAGGACUACUCAUGUUUGAAACAAUGGUGGGCUGGCUCACCUGAAAAAGAACCGAAUUAUGUGCUUCCAAGAUCACUUAGUGUUCCUAAAACUUUGACCGAUCCAGAUGCUCCUUACUAAAAUUGUACUGUAUCUCUUUCUGCAAUCCACUUCGUUUUCUACUUUGUCUGUUUUUAUCAUCAUAAAUGGGAAUUUUUAAUUCAAUUGAAC